Messenger RNA from Tupaia belangeri chinensis (Chinese tree shrew), 2785 nucleotides. It is a transcript of the gene SLC31A1, whose product is annotated as solute carrier family 31 member 1. The record is from RefSeq and is a predicted model, not a curated record. Gene Ontology annotation, molecular function: copper ion transmembrane transporter activity. Gene Ontology annotation, biological process: copper ion transmembrane transport. Gene Ontology annotation, cellular component: membrane. NCBI's taxonomy places the organism in Eukaryota, Metazoa, Chordata, Mammalia, Scandentia, Tupaiidae.
UAGGGGCGGGCUCGCCUCGGUGGAGGCCGUGUACACGUCGAGCCGGGCACAAGUGGAGGGGGCUUCUGAGAAGUCGCGAGGGUCUGUGGAGUUAAGGCUGUGGAAGGGAGGCGUCGGUGCCGGAACUCGACCUGGGAAGGCUCUAUUGGAAGAGAACAAAAUUUGUGAUAUCCACCUGAGUGUGUGUGUUCAGUCUUUCGGGCUGACAAAGACUCUUCUGCUGACUGUCAACUUUUCCUGGGAAAACGGAUCACUCCAGGCAUACCGAGAUGGGCUCUAUGGCCAACAACACUAUCACGCAACCUUCUCACCAUCACCCGCUAAUGUCACACUCCCAUGGGGGAGGAGACAUGAUGAUGAUGAUGCCUAUGACCUUCUACUUCGGCUUUAAGAAUGUGGAACUAUUGUUUUCCGGUUUAGUGAUUAAUACAGCUGGAGAAAUGGCUGGAGCUUUUGUGGCAGUGUUUUUACUAGCAAUGUUCUAUGAGGGACUCAAGAUAGCCCGCGAAAGCCUGCUGCGCAAGUCACAAGUCAGCAUUCGCUACAAUUCCAUGCCUGUCCCAGGACCAAAUGGAACCAUCCUCAUGGAGACACAUAAAACUGUUGGGCAGCAGAUGCUGAGCUUCCCACACCUCCUGCAAACAGUGCUGCAUAUCAUCCAGGUGGUCAUCAGCUACUUCCUCAUGCUCAUCUUCAUGACCUACAAUGGGUACCUCUGCAUUGCCGUCGCAGCUGGGGCCGGUACGGGAUACUUCCUCUUCAGCUGGAAGAAGGCAGUAGUUGUGAACAUCACAGAGCACUGCCAUUAACAUCAGACUCCAUGGUGUGGCCUUACUGGUUGCAGUGGGAAGCAGUUCGAGACUGGAAGACAUGGCUCCUGUUCCAGUCAUCCUUUCUUGCUCCUGUUUCUUUACACACACACACACACACACACACACACACCCCGGCUCAACAGAGGUUUAGUUUACAGUCUUUGAACUAAAGAGAGAACCUCCCAAACCAUUUUUUCUAAACUAGUCGAGAUUCCAUUUCUCCUGAGGAGAAGCCACCCAUGAGAUGUCUUCUUCCCCAUCACCCUAGAUGCAGUUAUAUGCUCUUGUCUAGUCCAGGUAUCUUUCUAUUCAAUGACUAGAUCAUCUGUUUCCUCUUCUAACCUGCUGGUCUUUUUUUUUUUUUUUAACAGAAAAUAUGUGAAUUUGGUGUUUUGUUCCCUUGGUCAGUAAUAGGAAGGAAUUACUUUCAGCCAGGAUUGAUGACACUGAAGGAAACUCGUGCCCAACUAAACCUAGAACUCAAAGUUAAUGUUAGGAAACAAGUUUCAGUCUCUGGACUCAGUGAGUAGGAAAUACACCGUGUCUUUCUCUGGGUGUGAUGUGUUGCACCAGAAUCGUUGCAGUGUGCCAAGGGGUGCUUUGAUGCUCCGUAGAGUCCUAGAGCAUGCAGUGUGUAUUCUUUACUCAGCAUUUUGAUUAGAAUGAACUUGCCAAUCAACAAUAACAAGAAAAAUGACAAUCAAUUCAAAAAAUAGAUAUUUUAAAAUAAAACCAUUGGUAUUUUACUUUGAUUUAGUACCUUGGUUUGUCUCAAGCUGAAUGAAGCAAGAGUUUGAAUUAAUUUUUCCCUAUUCCUGUAUUUGUGUGUCUGCCUAUAAUCCAGUGAUUUUCAGACUUUAGCAUGCAUCAGAAUCAUCUAGCGGGCUUGUUGACACUAGUUGCUGAGUCUCCAACCCAGAGCCCCCAAACGGGCAUCUGAAUUCCUACCUGAUGUUCCCGCUGAUGGUCUGACGAUCAUACACUUUGAGAAUCUCUACUUUAAAUUAAGGGAGUAUUGUGUAAGGAGGACUCUGUGGUAUGGGCAGGUCAUUUGAAGCGCUGAAUGCUAGGUGGCAUGUCUGGGCUUAACUCACGUAGUAAAUGCUGCUGGUCAAUACUUAAUCAUUCCACAAACAUUUGUUCGGCUCCAACUGUGUGUAUGUCUACCCAAGCAUACAUUUAAUCAGUAGGCAUGAAGUCACUAAUCCUUGUUUUUAAAGAUCUGUGGUUUCUUGGAAGUAGUUUUGAAGAUUGGGAGAGACCUUUGAUCUACAGUGAAAUCAGCGAAUACUAGGCUGAAAGGGCAAAAGCCCAGCUUUCUCUUUGGAGAAACAAGUGUGGUUUGCUGAUAGCCGAGUUUUCCUCAGCCUCCGACAUCUGUACCUACACUGAGCAGACCAUCUUUCUCCCAUGGCCAUCUUUGUUACUCUUGGGAGCUUAGACUACAAGUGGCCAAAACCUCUUUUCUUAACAAAGAAUCACAUUGAAUUUUUAUUCUGUUCAGUUGUUUGUCUACACCAGUCUUACUUCCCAGUCCAAACUACCUCUGUAAAGUGAUUCUUUCUGUGCUGGUCUUUUAAAUCCUGCCCUCCUUGGUGCUAGAUCCAGUUGUGCCUCAGGGCAGAGGAGACAGAACACAGCUCUCCUGUUGGCUUGUGAUGUGGUUUUGCAGCUUGUACUUUCUCUGUGGGUGCCGGCUCAAUAUUGGAGAGAGGAAUGUGUACUUUUAUGGCUUUUAAACAAGAGAGGGCUUAUAAGCCUACUGGAUUGUAGCUAUAAAAUCCAUGAACCAACAUUCAGAGAUUGGCUUUUUUCUCGUUUGAUUCCCUUGUAGUACUGACACUUAGCCCGAGCAGAAGUGAGUGGCAGGUACUGACAGCGUACUCACCCAUUUUCUCGGAAGCCCAGAGAUAAUACAACAUGAGAAAUAAGAAUCGAUGUUCAGUAGUAACUGUGGUGCUCUCUAGAAAUCU